Messenger RNA from Phasianus colchicus (ring-necked pheasant), 9868 nucleotides. It is a transcript of the gene NRROS, whose product is annotated as negative regulator of reactive oxygen species. Gene Ontology annotation, cellular component: plasma membrane. The record is from RefSeq and is a predicted model, not a curated record. Gene Ontology annotation, molecular function: protein binding. Lineage: Eukaryota; Metazoa; Chordata; Aves; Galliformes; Phasianidae.
GGGGAGGGGGAAAAAGGGGAUUUACAGGAGAAGUUUAGAGUACUGAACAGAUUCACACAGCUGGAACAGUGAUUUGGGAAUGACCUGAGCACUGGGCACAGGAGGAGACAAGGCAGUGGGGUCUGGCAGCCUGCACAACCUUAUCUUGCAGGAGAACAAGGAAUGUGGGAGGCAGCUCUCCUCUCCCCUGCACACUGCACCCAGUGUGCUCCUCUCUGUGGCUCUCCUGAGCUUGUCCCCAUUCUAGGACUGUUUUGGUGUGAUGAGGAUCUAGCAGGCAUAAGAUUUAAUGUGUGUAGUCAGACCCAAUGCUGAGGUAUUCCUGCUUAUAUUUUUUUCUUCUUCCUUUGCAGCUUUUCCAGCCUUAACUAUAAGAAUUGCUGACCCUAGAGUGGGUGGUGCCUCCUGGGCUUCAUUUGGUGCUUGCACAGAUGCUGUGUUAGGUUCUGCUGGGCUGGGCUGGCUUCAGGCUGUGCUGCUUUGUUCUGGGUAAGUUCUUGGAAUGGGCACCCAGUGCAUUUCUGCUGCUGCUUUGAGCAGAGUGGCUUCUAUGUGCUGUUUUUGGUGGUUUUGCUUUUCUUUCCCACCUGUGUGCAGAAGCAUGCAGCGAUAAGCUCUAUGUGACAUGAUUUAAAUGUACACAGAGCCUGUGUACUUGCUAGGGGACAAUGGAAGAGCAGUCGAGCCAUGCAAAUACCCCUUUUCUGCUCUCAGUUUCAAUGGCAAGCUUUCUGCCUUUUCCAGGUUCAGCAAAGAGGAAUUCCAUCUUGCAAGAAGCCCACAGACCGUGCUCUGUAGGCAUGAACUUCACUCUUGUGAUACCAAGUUCUUGAUUUGCCAAAGCAGAUUGAUUGCAAAUUUAAUGCCUGGGCUUCACGCAGCCUGUGUAGGGUGUAGCUCACACAAGGACUGUGGUUUUGUUAGAUGGGAGACAUCAAGGAGAGCUCAGAUGUGCUCUUGGUAGCUUGUGGGGGUAAGAAAUGGCAUUGUAGCUCAUGGAGCUUUCAGAGUGAUCCGUUUCCAAAUGCAUGUGUAUGGCUGUGGUCCAAACAGCUGAAAAGUACCUGAAGCUGUGGCAACAGGCUGCAGGCUGGGGGGGGAUCUCCAACCCAACCACACAUGGCAGAUCACGUAGAAAACAAACAACAAAAGAGGGCCGAGAUGCUGUGCAAGUUGGAACAGCCAUAAUCAAUAACCAGGGGAGACUGUGUUGUGGUCGGGAGCUCUGAAGCACUUUCCAAAAUCAUUGAGAAUUUGCUUUUAAGUGCUGAGCUUUUGGCUGAUGUCUCCAUGAGGGUGUUCAGAAGAGAAGAGGUCUCAUGUUGGUAAGCCAAAAAUGUGCUGGAAAGAAGGGAUUCUGUGAGUUACUUUGGAGUCAAGUGAACAACUGCGUGGAGUAUUUUCCCUUCCCAGUGUGUGAUCUGACUGCUUUGGCCAAGAGAAACAUCAGCUGCCCAUAGCUUACGUAGAUCAGUCUUGUAUAGGCUUCACAGUCCUUUAGGAUAUCUGGCAUUUCUUCAUCAGUGGGGAAACAACUCACUCUGUUGGGGAGAUUUCUCUUGAAGCAUUUUUUCUACUUAAAAUGCAGUGGUGCAUGCAUUUCUGGGAGUCCUGUAUGAGCUUGCUGCAAGCAAAUGCCAUUUGCUGCUGUAAUUUUUGGCCAUGUUUCAGGUGACAAAAGGGGAGCAGAUGGCUGUGAUGUGAUGGGCUGUGUCUGUGUGUCCGUGCACAGGCUGAGCUUCUGUUGCUGCGGAUGUAGCUGUGUUCUUCUGCCUCUGAGUCCCACAGCCAACUGGAACACGUUAGAUUUUCUCUCCCUGUACUGCUGAGCUGUAUUUCUGAAUUUCCUUGAAACGUGGAUGUCUUUUCCAGAUGGCUUUCUCUAUUUUUGCUCUUCCACUUUCACAGAGAUGAUGACAGCAGCAAUGAAUUAAAAUAACAUUUGUCCUGGGAAGAGUUCGGUCAUACCUAGAGAAAAGAGAUGUAAGAGCAGCUGUAUGAGAGGCAACCAGCCUUCAGCAAUUCCCGAGCCCCUCACAUUUCCAUAUUGAUAUCUCAGUUUUGGCCAAGUCUUUAAAUUUCUUCUCAGUUUGACUUUAUUACCUGUGUGAGCUUUAUGUUUUUUGUCCAGCGAGAUGGAAUAUUGCUGUUCAACUGGACGUAAGCUUCUGGUUUGUUACACUUUGCUUAAAGUUUAGGACUUGGAAGUGCUCCCUUUCCUCAGGUGUUAGGGACUGUGGUUUAUUUCCCUUCCUCUUCUCUCCCUUUGUUAGCCUAUGGAAUCUGCCUCUCCUCAGCCUCUGCGUAGAAAGGAACUUCCUGCUGAUCUGACAGCCUCCAAGUACGUGUUCCACAAUUCCACAAGGCUGGCAUGUUAUAAAUAGCCCUGGACACCGGCAGGAGCAUGGCCAUGAGUGCUGCAUGUGCUGCUCUGUGUCGGCACAGGACUGGCUCUUGCACAGAGCAGACAGUGCUGUGAAAUCUGCAGCCAGGAAACUGCACUGCUGAGAUGUGUUCCACGAUCCUUUUCACAGUGACACAACGAGUUUUGAAGCGGUGAGGAGGAUGAUGUGUUUGUUUUAUUGAAAUUAUCCUAGACUGCCUGGCACUAAGGUCUAGUUUAGUUGAAAGGGAGAAUUAAUGAAGUGGUAAAUAAAUACCGAAGGCUUUUCCUUCAGAUGAUGCUGAAUUUGCUGAAUCUCCUCAACGCAGCAUUUUUCACUCUGUUCUGGGGAUGGUGGGACCUCAGCACGAAUUCUCACACCUCCCAGCAGAGGGCAAAGUGAACAGUGCUGUAGGAGCACUGAAUGGAACAGCUGAAGGUUUGUGCAACAUUAAUGCUUUAUGCAGAACCUCUGCUGGUAUUCAAUAUCCCCUUCUCCUUUUGUUUUUUAUCACUUUUGAAAUAUACUUCUUCAUUGGAACUCUUGGUCCUGCGGUUAGGUUAAGGUUAUGGGGUGAGCUGGGAGCCCAAGGUCACCUGCAGAAGCAGAGGAGGUUUGGGGGCUCAGGUACUGUCAGUCCCAUAUUGAUCUGAUCUGCUUUGUCACACACUGCUUUCCAUCCCUUCAGGCAUCUGUCACCAAAGUGAAGCCAUCAAAAGAUGAUUGAAUGUAUUCCAUCCAACAGCAGUGGUUGAAAGUGGAUUUUAAAAUAGAACUUGCUGUAUAUUAUUACAAGUGUUGCUUGUUCUGCAGUUUUGCAAGCCACAAGAACAAGGUGUCUUUCCUGCCAUGCCUGCACUUGCAGAUCUGUUGCAAGCUAGCUGGGUUUGUUUCAUGUUUGCUUGAUUUAUUUUGACUUUUAAUCCAGACUGUUCUUCUAUUGUUAAAGGCUCUUUGGUUCUGUGUUUACCUGCAGGCAGUGUUUGAAUGGAGGAAAGUACAAAGGUGUAACCCUGUCUGCUCUUGUCUUUUGUAUGAAGUGCCUGAUCUUCCUGCGAGCUCCCGGCUUCUGCAGCUCAACCUCACUCACUUCAUCCAGACAGCAGCACGCAGGGUGUGUAAGGACUGGCUGCUGUGGGACCUUGGUGUGCCUGCAGCAUUUUGUUGCUCAGUACCUGUGCUGUGUCCCCAGGUGCUUCACUGUGUGUUUGCCAAAGUGAUUUAUUAUUUUUUUAAUCCUUUCUUGAACUUACGAUUUCAGGUCACGAACCUGCUCUCAUUUUCACAGGAGUGUUCACAUCCUUAGAGGUGUGCAUUAAAGCCGGAGGCAGAUGUGAAAACAGCUGUUUUACAACAGUGUGUAUGCCACAGCUACAGUGUCAUUCCCUUGCAUGCCUUCACGCUCAGGUAGGGACCAGCAGUAAGACGCACUGUCAGCCCCAGUACCUGCUGUGUCUGUUUGGAUCAGCCCAUCAGCUCCGGUUUGCAGCUGGUGAGCUGAGGAUGGAGGCAAGACAAAGCUGAUUGAUAACAGAAGCACAGACCUGUUUGCAACCCAUGCAGGUGAGCAGGUGCUGGGUGUGCUCCCUCCCCAGACCCAUCAAAUAAGGAAGCAAGCGGAGCUGGGUUGCACUCCAGCUACAACCCCCUGCUGCCCAUUCACAGCACGGUGCUGGCUGAAGCUCCACUGCUAGGGAGAUGUCAGUGGUUGGGAGCUGAGAGCCUGCAGGUGGGGGCAUGGGGUGUUCCUUCAGCAUUCUAUGCUUAGGAGACCAACAGCUUUUAAGUAGUAAUCGUGAAGGUGGGCUCUGUCCGCUUUCCUGAGGGCUAUCAGUAUGUAACUUUGUGUUUCUGAGUGCUGGACAAACCUGCCAAUAAGGAAGAAGAUAUUGACCAAAAUGGUUUUUGUGUGGUAUCCUGAAUACUGCAGUGGGUAAAGCUUUGCAGCCUCUGUGUCUCUUUCAGCAGCAGGCAGCGAGUGUCCAGAUGAGGCCAAGAAGGAAUGGGGAGAAGGGGCUGCCCCACUCCAUGGCACUGGUCUGGGUUUUUGUUGGUUUUUCUGUAGGGUUUUGUGCACAGUUGGUUGAAUGGUUUUCUCUGGAUCUCAUGUGAGAUGGUCACCUGAGCCCUGGUGAGUCUGGAGAACAAACAGAGGUAUUUGUAUUUCACCUUUAGCUGUUAAAUGAAGACUUUCAGCUGCUCUUCUCAGUGUGAAGAUCACAGGAUCAUUAAGGUUGGAAAAGAACUUUAAGAUCAUGUUCAACCCUAAGCCAUCCCACCGUGCCUGCUGAUGACAUUCCUCAGUGCUACAUCUCCACAGAUGGUGACACCACCACCCCCUGGGCAGCCUGUGCCAAAUAUCCAACCUGACCCUCCCCUGGCAUUACUUAGGAACCACUGCCUCUUGUCCUAUCACUGUUAUCUGGGAAAAGGGGCCAACUCACAGUGGAGCAUAGGAAAGGAGGAUCUGCUGCAUUCAUUGACACAUCUCCCUGAGCUCUUGUGUUCCUGUGCUGAGUCUUUGUGUCUGGGAGGAGGACAACCUCAAACUGAGACCCAAAAGCCCACGCUGAGCCUUUUCCAUUUGUGGCUGCAGGGAUGAGCUCUGAGGUAUGAUGGUGUCACUUCAGAUUGGGCUUUGUUAAAUAGGAGCCCCUGACCCGGCAGUUUGCUCUGUUUUCUUACGUUAGACAAGGAAUAUGCCCAGCAGGAGAGCAGAGAGGGGGCAUGCUCUGUCAAGAGCUGAGAUGGUUUCACUUCCCUUUGCUUUAAUGACACAAUUUCUCACUUCUCUUCAGCAGAACAGCAGCUGGAAAGGGCUGCGGAGGGGAGCUGGGGUCGUGCCAGCGUGCACUGCUGGGUGAUGUCAUGGAGUGCCUCAUCAGUACCUCUUCCUUUGGGUGAAUUCAGAGCUUCUGGUUGUGACAGGUUUACGCCAAAACUGUGGGUAAAUGUGCUGGGGUAGUGCCACAGAGAUCAGAUACAAAGCUGAGAUCAGUGUGUCCACAUCACGCAGCCCUAUGAGGAAGUGUGGGCAACGUACAAGCAAACAGCGAACCGUGGGUGUGAGCAGCUCACUUGCAAGGCCUGCAGCUCCUGCAGAGAUCUGGGAGGAAGGGCCAGCAGUUCUCCCUUCUCGCUGCUCCCACGGGUGCGUUGUGAGCAGUUCUGCAGAACAUCCACAUCGGCACUCAGGUCUGCGGUGCUGAGCCCUCAUGCUGGCCGCUGGGGGAGUGUGGGGGAAAUGAGGUGGCUUCUGUGGCUCCCUGAUCCCUGGCCCACUUCCUCCUUGCUUACGUUGGUGGAGGUGGGAGACGGAAGAGCGCAGACCGCAGUGCUGGAGCCGGUCCAAGGAUGGGUGUGGGAGCUGGGAAGUGGAUGUGGCCAGGCCACUGACCAGCACCCCUCUUCUCUUCCUGCCCACCCCAUGCUUCCAGAAAUGGCCUCUUGCUUUCUACUGAGACCUAUUUCUGCCUUCCCUCUGGGCCCUGGGUUAAAUGAGGGAUCCUCUCUCACAGUCACUCUGCAUUGGAGGCCAUGUCCUCAGCCAAACAGCCUCUGUUUUCCAACCUGAAGGUUUUAUGCUUGCAGCUGCUCAUGCUGGUGGCUCACCUGGUUCCCUUUGCUCUGCUGGGCUAUUUCCUUCCACCUCCCCGGGGCGACUGCAGCUGUUGUUGUGAGAACCUGUGAAGGCGAAUGAGCCAGCAAGCUUCGUACUCCACUCUGAGCAGUCUGCCCUGCGAAGAAAUACUCAGCAUUAUAGGCUUCUCCAGAUCCCCUCUUUCCAAGGAUGAUGUGUGGUGAGGACGCUGCGGGACCUCCCAGCCCUGAGGCCACCCCCUGCCAGCUCCUGCCCUUCUCCCACUGGGUGAGUGUCCUUGUGGUGGGCUGGGGACCAGGAGGGGUCUGCAGCUGUCUGCUGGUGCUGGUGACCUCGAGUAACACCCUGGGAAUUUUGCCCCACUGCGGAGUUUCUGACAUCUGCUCUGGUUCGCUUGAACGCUGAGUGCUUCUCUCUUUUCCUUCUUGAUUUUUAGACUUCAAACUUCCUUGAAAAUGCAGGAAAUGAAACCAUGGGGCCUUUUUUUGUGAGUAAUGUGGGAGCACUGAGCAGAGAAGAAAUGAAAUUCAGGGUAAAAGCAAAAAAGAAAAAUCUCCCAGGUCAUGUAUGCUGGCUGCAAGAGCGUGGGGGCUGCUGUGAUCAGACGUCCAAUGGGUUGGGGUCACCCAGACAGCAACGUCUCUGGGAGGGGGAUUGAGGAGGUUCGCAGUGGGAAAGGAGGGCAGGAGCUGUCCAGCACACCUUCACAUUGACUUCCACAUUGGUUGGGAGCUUCCUGCAUUGGGCUGGCGCAGACCUGCACCGUUUGCCCAAAUCCUGAGCAGCCACAGAGGACCCUGAGCAUCCCAAUCUCACCCGGGCACUGCAAGAGGCUGGGUGCUGCUGUCCUGAGGCAGGCUCCCAGAAUCUGGGGAGCCUGGGUUUGGGAAUGCUGAGAACGAUAUUGGUCCCUUUCUUCUUCCCCUGCAGGAAAUGCGGUGAGGUUGAACCCAACCACCACGAGCAGCCCCAGGCUGGUCCCGCUGAGUCCUGGGGCCCUGCCCACAACCCCCACCCCGUGGUUCCUCCUUGCAGCUGGGGCUGCCUGCGGGUGCACGACCUGGGGUGUGAACGCCUCGCCGCGCUCUCUGCCUCCAUGUGACUGCAGUUUCCGUUCGCUCCUUCCGCAAAGCCCGUCUUAGCGCUCAGCAGAAAGCGGGUGGGAGAACACCUUGUUGGUUUGCAUCCGACCCCGGCCCCACAGAACCCCCCAGUGCAGUGGAGGGGCUGCGGGCCGCAGGAUGAGCUGCUGCAGGACCCGCGCGCUGCUACGGGUGGAGAGCUGCUGCUGAGAUGGAGGCCCCGCUGCCUGUUCUCUCCCUGCUCCUGGUCCUUCUGGCAGUAGGAUGGGGAGAUGGGGCGGGCGCAGCGUGGGCCGUGUCUCCUGGUGGUUGUGAGCACGUGCAGAGCACUGCAGACUACAGGAGGAAAUGGUUGAGCUCCGUCCCUAGAAAUCUGCAAGGUGACAUUGAAGAGCUGUUGCUGGAUGACAACACUAUCCGGGUCCUGGGCCGUGCCUCUCUGCUCUCAUACCACCAGCUGAAGCAUCUCAGCCUGACCAAAAACCGGAUGGAGCUCAUCGAGCCUGGUGCCUUCCUGGGCUGCCAGGGCCUCCACGUGCUAUCCUUGGCAGACAACCUCCUCUUUACCAACUACUCACUAACAGCAGCUGCUCUUUCCGCUUUGCCAGCCUUGAGGACGCUCGAUCUAGCUGGAAAUCAGCUCACUGAGUACAUGGUAUCUAUUUUGCUCAGCAACCUGUCUUCCUUGGAGUCCUUGUCCGUGGCUAGGAAUGUCAUCAUGAGACUGGACUCUUCCGUCUUCACCAACCUGACGCAGCUCUUGGAGCUGAACCUGGAGAGGAACUACAUCUUUGAGAUUGACCAAGCUUUUGAAGGGCUGCAGAGGCUGCAGAGGCUCAACAUUGCUUACAACUACAUGACGUGCAUUGUGGACUUCAACCUGACCCAGCUCCGGGUGCUCAAUGUCAGCUACAAUAUCAUCGAGUGGUUUCUAGCCCUGGAAAACGAUGACCUCUUUGAGCUGGAGGUGCUGGACCUGUCCCACAACCAGCUCCUUUUUUUCCCCGUGCUGCCCCGGCAGAGCAAGCUGCACUCUUUGCUGCUAAAAGACAACGAGAUGAGCUUUUACCAGCUUCUCCCCAACGGCACGUCCCUGGAGAAUGUCACCGUGCAGUUCCUGCUCAUCGAUGGCAACUCCACCAACAUCACAACGGUCAAGCUGUGGGACGAAGUCUACUACAGCAACCUCUCCUCCCUGCGCCUCCUGGACAUGAGCCAGAACCAAUUCUGGUACCUGCCGGAGGGCUUCCUGGCCAAGAUGCCUGCUCUGACCCACCUGAAGCUCAACCAGAACUGUCUGGAGACCUUCCAGCGUGUCCCCUUGGCCAUGCUGACGGAUCUGGACCUCAGCCAGAACCUGCUGACGGAGCUGUGGGAGGACACGGGCGCCGGGCCCGCCCUGCCCAACCUGCAGCUCUUCAACCUCAGCACCAACAUGCUGCGGGCGCUUCCUGCCGGCAUCUUCACUCACACAAAGCAGAUCACUACAGUUGACCUCAGCUACAACCGCCUCGACCUGUGUCCCCAGGCGGCCGUUUUGGGCCGGAGCGCUCCCUGCGUGGACAUCAGGGGCCUGGCCACCCUGACCCGCCUCUCCUUGGCCGGCUGUGGUCUGCGGGACCUGGGCGGCCACCCCUUUCGAGGGACGGCCCUGACUCACCUGGACCUCUCUGACAACCGGGAGGCUCUGUCAGGGGACCUGGGGUGGCUGCGGGACUUGGCUGCGACGCUGCGGGUGCUGUCCCUCCGCAACACCAACCUCUCCUCCACCUCGGUGGACUUCUCGGCCCUCCAGAGCCUGGUGGGACUGGACCUGUCGGGGAACACCCUGACCGCCCUCCCUGCCUCGCUGGGCGCACUGAAGCUACGCAGCCUCGACCUGCGGGACAACAGCCUGACAGCUCUGCCCGCGGACGUGGCAUGGAGGCCGCUGGGGAGGAGCCUGCGGGAGCUCUACCUCAGCCGUAACCCCUACAACUGCUGCACGCUGGGCUGGUGGGAGGCCCUGCAGCGCAUGGAGCACCUGCGUGUCCCUGACGGGCGCGAGGUGACCUGCAACUACGACUCGCAGCAGCUGAGCGCUUGGGUGCUGCCCGAGCCCGUCCUGCGGGACUGCCGCUGGAGGACGGCCAACAUGGCUCUGCUCUACCUGGUGCUCGCCCUGCCCACGUGCCUGACGUUGCUGGUGGCCUUCACUGUGGUCUUCCUCGUGCUGAAGCCAAAGCUGCUGAAAAUGGUGAAGAGGCGGUGCGGGGUGUCCAGCCCGUACUGAUGGCUGAGGAGGAGGCAGGGCCCUCUUGGGAGUGAAGGCGAGCAAGCAGGGGAAGGGAUUGAGAACUUGCAUCCAUCUGGUGGCCCAGAAGUGGCGUUUUGGGCUGCCUGGGUGCUUGCCUUUAUUUAUUCACACCGCUGUGGUCGCCUUCCAUAUGUGACCACAGAGACAUGCCUGGCGGUCAACACGAAACUGGCGCUUGUGCAGGUGAGCUUCCAUGGUGAACGUUUCACAUCUGCGUGUUUUGGAGGGCAAGGGCUGCAAUCCACAUGUGAAAAGGUAAAACAGGGAAGAACGGCAGAUCUAUUUCACUGGAUCUGUCAGUGAAACUUCAGCCUUAGGGUAAACCACUAAGAACAGAAGGACUGGGACAGUGGCCAUUCCCCCAGCAGCACGGUCCCUGUCCUACACUGCACUGGUGGUGGCACCACUGCUGGCAGUGCCUGCUGUGCCAGUGAGACAGAACCUCAAACCUCAAUAAUGUACAAUACUGGCCGAAAGACACAAGAAUAAAUUAUAUUUCUGGUAA